AUGACAACACAACUAAACUUUGGCAGAUAUAAAGGAAAGACAAUCGAAGAAGUUUUUGCUGUAGAUCGGAACUAUUGUGUGUGGCUACUACAGCAAGAGAUCGUGAUCGGGCAAUCACGGGAGAUUAAAGAGUUUCUAGAAGAAAGGCUGAAAGACUCGGAUAUGACUAUGACACUGAACUGGGGAAAAUACAAAGGCAAGUCGAUCAAAUGGAUUCGCGAUUGCGAUAAGGGAUACUUCGAUUGGCUACUGAAGAACAAAUAUGUGGAAGAAAACUGCCCUGCGCUGAGAAAAGCUCUGCAUUUGCGCAAUUGA
This is a messenger RNA of Phytophthora nicotianae INRA-310, 315 nucleotides long. RefSeq lists its product as hypothetical. Lineage: Eukaryota; Oomycota; Peronosporomycetes; Peronosporales; Peronosporaceae. The coding region runs from base 1 to 315 and encodes 104 amino acids. The record is from RefSeq and is a predicted model, not a curated record. The transcript has a single exon.